Messenger RNA from Cydia fagiglandana, 6637 nucleotides. RefSeq lists its product as uncharacterized. Lineage: Eukaryota; Metazoa; Arthropoda; Insecta; Lepidoptera; Tortricidae. The record is from RefSeq and is a predicted model, not a curated record. Bases 123 to 6539 code for a protein of 2138 amino acids. The transcript is spliced from 17 exons. Gene Ontology annotation, molecular function: protein binding.
AACAAAAGAUUCAAGUAGGUAACCAUGGAAAUACAUAAGCAGAAAAUGUUUGUCUACGUCUAAUGUAUUAGUGUCAAGGUGAACUAGUAAAUAAUUACAUUUCAAAAACCAGGUAAGUCAAAAUGGAAGAACCCGGAAAUUCGGGGAAUUCGGUAAGUGAUCCGGCUUAUAUAGAAAAAAAGAAAGAAGAGUUACGUAUAUUCUUUAAAAACGCCAAUUUGCCCAAGGAUGUUAUUGAAAAAGCCAUUGAAAACGAACUAACUAGCUUGAAAGAUUUUAAAGAUAGACCGUAUAUAGCCGCAUCAUACCCAGGUAAAAUAAGGUCUGAAUAUGAAGUGAUGACUGGGCAGCCUUUUACCAAUGUUGAAGAUCACACGAAGCCACUGACAAGCGAACAAGCUCGUAUGAUCAUAAAUGACAACCCGAUUAUUGCAGAAAAGGCGCGCCAAAUUCAAAUAGUUACCAAAACUGACAAAAAUAAAGGUAUGUCCGUCCCUUUAGAAGAUAUACAUAUAGCAAGUUACUCCGAUAUGACUGCUGAAUUAGAAGGAGCCAAAGGUGAUAGAGAACAAAUUAAUAAGAUUAAAUACCAAAAUAUGCAAGCUUUAUGUCAGUCGGUAACAGACUAUAAGAUUAAAUUAGACAAAAAUGAAGAUGAGAAAGUGGCUACUAAGAAGGAAGAAGUAGAAUCUGAUACAGAAGAUAAAGAAUUUGAAGCUAUUGAGAAUAUGGUUAGUCAAUUUACUGACAAGUCUUAUGAAACUAGAUUCCAGGAAACUAAAGAUAUGCUCUGCAAAAUGGCAGAUUAUUAUGACGAUCCUAAUGUUAAGCCGAACGAAAGAAAGCCUCUUAAUUUGUUUGAUCCAAUUUUGAAAGAAUCUUCAAGUGUCUUUGUUAAAGGAGAGUUUAGACGUACAACUAUGCAAGAGGUUCAGGAAAAUUUUGCCAUUAAUGAAGCAUUGAACAUUUCCAACCCAGUAUCGCCUGAUUUAAAUGCUGUAGUUGAGAGAGCCACAGUCAAAACUUCGGAGCGCAUAAAAACUGAUCUAGGAAAUAUUUCUAACUUUACUGACAAUCCAAUAGACAUACCUAAAACCUUUGAAACAAGACUAAAAGAUACAGAAAAUGCUUGCAAAAGCAUUAAUACGUUGUUAGACAAAAGUCCUAUGUCGAAAGAAUCUAAUCUAGGAAAAGACAAAAGUAACGAUGAAAUUGAAGCUGAAUUCAUAACAGAAAAUAAGAAUGACGAUAAAAGCGAGGAAAAUACGGUCACAAAUUCACAACGAUUUGACGAAAGAAUGGAGCAGACUCUACAAAAUGCUCUAGAAGGUAUAUUACAAAUAAGUAAUGACGAAAAUAUAAACAACAAUGAAAUGGAAUACAACGAAAUGAAAAAUCUAGCUCGAAACAUUGUUGAAGGCGCUGAAAAUCUUAGUACGCUAAUCCGUGAAGAUAUUACAAAUAAACUCAAUAGUAUGAAUGAAUUACUCAACGAUGUAAACGAAGCAUUAGAAAAAUCUAAAAAAUCAACUAUUGCAUAUCAGAAAAUAAAAGAUGAAGGAGUUAUAAAACAAAAACAGCUCCCAGAAACUGCAAAAGUUACUGAAGUAAUUGAUUUAACUAAUGAAUCAGACGAGGACGAUGGUGAUACUAAGGAUGAGGCAAAAAGCUCGGUUACAGAUACUGAUAUUAGUUCAAUAUUUAGCGCUAUAGGGAAAUUGAACUCUGAAAUACAAAGUCAUGAAGACAGAAUUAACAAAAGUAAGGAACGAUAUGACAUGAGAAGUAAAGAAUGUAAAGAUUUUAUUAAAGAAAUUGAUGAAGUAAUGAAAAAGUCAAAUAGCAUUCUACAUCCAACGCAAUCAUUGAAAGACUUGAGCAAAGAACUCCAAGAAGCUAAACAAAAGAAAGAUGAGCAAAAGUUUAAAGAAGAGGAUAAACAUAAGGAACCUAACACUACUGUAAAAGAAGAUAACAAAGAAGUAGACGAAGGAACUGAAAAACGACGCAAAGAAUUAUGGGAUACCGAUCUUGAACCAAAAGGUGAUUUAGCUAAAAAACUAGCUGAUUUAAAACGUAAAGAUAUCGAGCGGAAUAAGAGGAUUGACAACCUUCUAUACGAUAUAAAAGAAAAAAUGAAGGAUAACAAGGAAGUCCUACGAAUCGCUAAUAAUUUACUUAGAAGGGAUGGCAAAAAGGGUCCCGAUGAUGGCAAUGAUGUUGACAUGAAAGCACAAGGUGACUAUUCUGGAAAACAUGUAAUAGAAGUUGAACAAGAAGUUGUUGACCAAUCAAGCAUCGGUGAUGUUAAAUCUCCUGAAGAUAUCCGAGCAGAAAGGGCUAAGCUCGCGGCAGAGAAAAAGAAAGAACAAGAGGAAGAAAAGGAAAAAGAACGGAAGAGACUGAUCAAAGAAAAAAGAGAUAAGGAGAUCGAAGAGAUGAAUAGAGGACCACAGAUGACGAAGGAAUUUAUCAAGAAGCAUUGCAAGGAGCACAAACUGUAUUCUACUCCUUACUUGAAUGACAUAUUGUACUUGCAUUUCAAGGGUUUCUCCAAGAUCGAAAACCUGGAAGAAUAUACAGGUCUGAAAUGCAUUUUUCUUGAAAACAAUGGAAUCCAACGCAUAGAAGGCCUUGAUACACUCUCCGAACUUAAAUGCUUGUAUCUCCACUACAACAUUAUAAAGAAGAUUGAGAAUUUAACGGGAUGCCCGAAGUUGGAUACUUUGAAUUUGGAUCACAACUUUGUGCCAAAGAUUGAGAAUUUGGAUGCAGUACCGGAUCUGCAUACGUUGAGUAUUGCUCAUAAUAUGCUCUCUUCUGUCAGUGACUUGGAGCAGCUUCAGUAUUGCAACAAUCUAUCAGUCCUGGAUCUCUCUUACAAUCGCAUUGAGGACCCCCUUAUCGUGGAUGUACUUGAGGCUAUGAAAAUUUUAAAAGUUUUGGUGUUGACCGGCAAUCCAGUAAUCCGCGCCAUUCCCGCCUACCGCAAGACGUUAACCCUGCGCCUGAAGGAGCUAUUGAAUCUGGACAACAGACCUGUGUUCCCUCGCGACCGAGCAUGUGCCGAGGCUUGGCAGCGCGGAGGGAUUGACGAGGAGGUUGCUGAGAGGAAACGUUGGAUAGCAAAAGAACACGAGAAGACCAUGCAAAGCGUUCGUUAUCUAAUACGCAUGCGCGACGAGAAGAGAGCAGAACGUGACAAGAAAGAAAAAGAAGAGAGAGAAAGGUUGGGGCUGCCUCCCAAAGAAGAAGAAUCUCCUGACGAGUCACAACCGAAAGUGCAAGAACUGGAAUCUUCACCUAAAGAAGAGAAAUCUGGUCCAAUUGAAGUAAAAUCCAAAGGCGUAGCAGACGGCAUGCUUUCUGGAUCAGAAGCUGAUGAUUCUACGAGUGAAGAUAGUGAAGAUAGCGGGGACGAGGGGAAAAAGGAUGAUGGUGCAGUGACCACCGACAUCCAAUGGUCUCCGUUCAUGCGAGGGAACCGUUACAUCCAGGAGGUGAAAGAGGAGCCCCCGAAACCACCAGUGUCUGAGCAACAUCUCGACGACUACUGGUAUGGGUACAGGGGAGACUUGAAGACGCAGAUGCAGAAUCCAGAGGCUGGGAGUUUUGUAAAUGACUUCAAAAGUAUUAACAACUUGCUUUUCGGGCAACAACCUAAAAAGCCUCAAAAACCAGCAACCAAUAACCAAGUUAAAAUAGAAGAAGUUAUUGAGAUAGACAAAAAAGAAGAUAUUAAAGCUGAGAAAAAACCGUUAAUUGAAAUUAUUGAACCUCCAGAAACGGUUGUUAAACAAGAGACAGACAAAUCGGAAGAAUGCACCAGAUUAUCUGGUAUUGUAGAAGAAGAUAAUCUAGUUAUAGAUCAUGAUAAAAAGAUUGUUAAAGAAAAGGUUCCGUCUUUUGAAGUUAAAACAGAGACAACGGAUGAUAGUAGCGCUAAUAAGAAACCAUUUAAAAAGAUUUUGAUAACAGAAAUCAAGUCCAAUAAUAAAUCUGAGAUAAAACAUGAAGUAAUAGAAAGUGACACCGUUAAAAAUAACGAUGGAAAUAAAUCAGAUGAUAAUAAAACCGAAACUAAAACUAAUGGUAAGGGUGAUGAUAAUCAAAAACAGGAAGAAAAUAUACCAGAAGGAGUUACAAAGAAAGCAACAAGUGAAAAUCCGGUUCAAAGUUUUGAAGAAAGAAGACAAAGAGCUGCCGCAGGUGAAGGAGUCUCCCUAAUGAAUUACAUGCAAAGUGUAAACUCCAAUAACCCUGAAGACGAUGAUGAGGAUUUGAAGCCCAGUGCUGAAGACCUGGAGAUAUUUGCCGAGCUGGAUCGAGAUAUGGCGGAACGAGAAGCAAGAAUAGCACGCGGUGAACCAGCCGUGGAUCCUAUGAAAUUGUAUCUCAAGACUCCCAUGGAUGACUUCUACAAGUCAGAGGAUCUAGUUCCAGCUCACAAAGUUACCAAGAAGGCCGAAUACACGACGUACAGAUACGACAACGCUUAUGACAGAGUCGCUCUGAGCCAGCUUACUGGUGGAGAAAAACCUGACGAGUCGAAGAUAAAACUUACUUACAUUCCUGGAGCCGUUCGAGUCCAAUACAUGGAUCACCGUCCCCUCGAACUCGAAUAUGAGAUCGGAGAGGAAAAGAUCGAGUCUGGACCAUCAUCUUGUGAUACUGAUUCAAUACAUAUUCUGAGUGACAAGGACAGCGUUACUACGGAAGACGAAGAUAAACCGGAAGUUACAAAACCAAAAGAAACUAAAACGGGUAAAGCCAAAACGGCAAAUGCAACUAGGAAGAGUAACGUUGAUCGGCCAAUUAGAGGAAGAAUUAGUAUUACACCUAGAGAAGAUAAAAGUAAAAAUGAUGAAAAGAUCAGUUCACGCAAAUCUAUUUGCGUUGUUGAAAAAGACAAAACCACUAAAGUGAAUAUAUCUAGACGACAGUCUAUUGCAGCUGUAAAUGUCAGUAAACCUACUGAUGCUAAGAAAGUAAUUAAAAAAGAACCAUUAAAGAAAGUUGAACCCGUUAAGAAGGAGUCCGAGAAAGCAAAAAUAAUAAAAGAGAAACCUACAAGAAUAAGGCCAGAAAAUAUAGGUAAAAACUUAACUAAGCCUGUGAAGAAGACACAAUUGCCGAUAAAAGAAGCGAACUCCCUUCAAACACAGACACUGAAGACUAUCAAUGAAAAAAUAAAGAGCGUUGAGAUAGAGGACAAGAGAAAUAAAGUCAGCACUUCUGAGGUGCAAACAGUUAAAUCUGAGACACAAGAAGAAGCAACUACAGAACAUGAAGUUGUGACUGAUUCAGGGGAGAAUAAGUCAUUAGAAGCUACAGUUGUGCCAAUUAAACAAGUGCAGACGAAUAUCAUAAAAUUACAAGGUGAUACCACUGUUACCGAUGAUAUUUGUCAUGUACAUGACAUCGACUCAUCUAAAGAUAAAUCUGAAGUAGAAUCUACUGUAAUACACGAUAAUAAUGAAGAUACAUCUGAAACUCCCGACAUCCAUCCAAUGAGAAACACAUUAGAAUUAUACGAUACUCCAGAUCAAGAGCCUGUACCAACUGCUUCUACUUCGUAUGACAGCAUGAUGUUUGAUCGAGACGAAGCCAAAAAAUCAAUCAUUGACACCAUUAACUCUUAUGAAGAUGACCGAUUUCCUUCUCAAGGUAUAAACUCGGACGUAUCCGAAAACGCUCGAAUCGAGCAGUCAGUAGCGACAGAGAUCCUGGACAGGACGCUGCACUACGAAGAACGAGAGAUGUACCGCCAGUACGACGCGCUGACUUGUCACGCCGGCAAGAUUGAUAAUCAGACCAAUGUUCUGUUGGAACAUAUGACGGAAGAGAUGCAAGAUCAUUCACUUCCUGUAAUAUCCCAAAUCCUAACUGCUCACAUAGACGUAGCAGAGCAAGCCUGGCGUGCUGGCAACUUUGUCCCUUCCUACAUCCAAGCCGCCCCCUCCGACGACGAAAACGAUAACGACGAUAACGAUACGACACUUCUACCAAGCGACACCUCUUUAGACCUUGAAGAGACUAUCACUGAUGGAAAUAUUGCUAUGAACGUGGCUCUAGAUGCAAUUAGAGAAUGUGAUGACUCUGGGAUUGCGGAGUUCAAUGAUUCUAAUUUGGAAUAUAAGUCUUUUAAUGAUGAUGAACUUAAUGCCAGUCAUAAUGCUGAAGUCAAUGAUGGUAAAGGAGAUGCUCAAGCGGAAACUAGUAAUAUUGAGAAAGAAGAUAACGCCAGUGACGCAAAUACAGAUAAAGGUCAAAUACAAAACACAAGUGCGGUUUGUAGUGAUAAUCAGGAUACCAAUGUUAAAGAUGCGAGAUCUAUUUGUGAUGAACAGGAUAACCAAGAUAAUACAAGACAGGAUGGUAGAGAAACGGAUGUAACUAGUUAUUUGUCAGGGGAAGAUGAACUAUUUGAAGACUGUAUAGAUCAAACUGUCAUUGAGGAUGAUUUUAAGAGAGUCGAAGAGACGAUGACAUUGGAAAUGAAGAUAGCUUUGGGAAUUGAUAAGGCUUUAGAGAAGUAAUAUCUACAUUCAAAAGCUCAAAUAGAGACGCAUAGAAUUCAUAAUAAUGCUCUUUUUAGUGUAUGUACUUUAUUUGUCUAUGGCUCGCAUAGACUAGG